UGUAUGUUCGGAACAAACCGAGCGGUGCAAUCCAAAAUUUCUACCAUGAAUGAAUCAGCUGAUGGCGCUGUAGACCUUCACAGGGACACCAUGAAGACGAGUUCUGAUGAUAGGUUUGCAGUUCUGAGGAGCAUCGGAGAGGAGUUCAUCUACGAGGAUGAGCUCCGCCUCCUGCUGAAAAGGAAGUCUGCUCCCAUUUGCUAUGUUUGGUUUGAGCCAUCCCCCAUGAUGGACGUAGAGCAGGGGAUUAUGAAGACAAUCUAUGUCAAUAAGAUGGUCAAAGCUGGUUUCACUGUAAAAAUAUUGAUGGCAGACUGGUUUCUGCAGCGACACUAUAAGAUUGGAACCGACCUGAAGAAAAUACGGACCAUUGGCUACUACAAUAUUGAGAUGUGGAAAGCAGCUGGUAUGGACCUUGGCAGAGUACAGCUUGUAUGGUUAUCAGAUGAAUUGAAUCACCAUUCGGUUGAUUACUGGCCACUUGCAGUGGAAGUUUCAAGAAAAUACACCAUGAAUAUAAUGGCAGGGUUUUGUUGGAACAAGGCACCAUAUGGGCCACAAAGACUGCCUGCUGCUGAGAUAGUUUACCCUUGCAUGCAGGUCGCUGCUAAUAUUAUGCCAGAAGGUUGGUUUAUAUCAGUAUGGAAGUGUACUGUAUCUUUUUAA
Messenger RNA from Lolium perenne, 666 nucleotides. Its product is annotated as tyrosine--tRNA ligase 1, cytoplasmic. Gene Ontology annotation, molecular function: tyrosine-tRNA ligase activity; ATP binding. The record is from RefSeq and is a predicted model, not a curated record. Gene Ontology annotation, cellular component: cytoplasm. Lineage: Eukaryota; Viridiplantae; Streptophyta; Magnoliopsida; Poales; Poaceae. Gene Ontology annotation, biological process: tyrosyl-tRNA aminoacylation.